Ananas comosus (pineapple) is the source of this 3374-nucleotide messenger RNA. Its product is annotated as receptor-like protein kinase HAIKU2. Gene Ontology annotation, cellular component: plasma membrane. The record is from RefSeq and is a predicted model, not a curated record. Gene Ontology annotation, biological process: protein phosphorylation. NCBI's taxonomy places the organism in Eukaryota, Viridiplantae, Streptophyta, Magnoliopsida, Poales, Bromeliaceae. Gene Ontology annotation, molecular function: protein kinase activity; protein binding; ATP binding.
UUCGUCGGCUCUUUUGUGACUCCACGUUAAUCAAGUGUCCUCUAUUGGGUUCACCAAUCCACACCAAACAAAAAGACGCAAACUCCUCCCCCCAUUCCCACGUACUACCUCCUCGACAUUAAAAAAAGCCACACCGAAACCUCUUCUCGCUUCAAACUCCUCUCUCUCUCUCUCUCUCUCUCUCUCUCUUCCCACAAUGCCCUCCUCCGUUCUCUCACUACUCCUCCUGUUCCUCCUCUCCCCGCUCCCCACGAUCGAAUCGAGCACGAAUCCCGAGGCGCAGAUCCUCCUGGAUCUGAGAGACUCUCUGGUGAGCGCGAACUCACCUCCCCAGGUUUUCGAAUCGUGGGCGCCGACCAACUCCCCCUGCAACUUCACCGGCGUCGACUGCGACUCCAGCGGCUCCGUUUCCGGAAUCGACCUCAGCGGCAGGGGCAUUUCCGGAACUCUACCUUUCGACUCCCUGUGCCAGCUCCCCUCCCUCACCACCCUCUCCCUCGGAUCCAAUCACCUCUCCGGUGCCCUCACCCCCUCCCUCCGCAACUGCACUUUUCUCGCGCACCUCGACCUCGCCUUCAACUACCUCACCGGAACCGUCCCCGAUCUCACGCCCCUCAGCAAUCUCCGAGUGCUAAACAUCUCCGACAACUUGUUCUCGGGCCCCUUCCCCUGGAACUCGCUCGGUAACCUCACCGGGCUGGUGAUCCUAAACCUGGGGGAUAACGGUUUCGCGCGGAGUCCGUUUCCCGAUGUGGUUCGCAACCUCACGAAGCUCACUUCGCUCCGUCUUUAUGAAGCCAACAUCGGCGGCGAGUUCCCGAAUUGGAUCGGCGAACUCGCCGAGCUUCAGGAUCUCGAGCUCUCCGACAACUUCAUCUCCGGAUCGAUCCCCGCGGAGAUCGCGAAGCUCACGAAGCUCACGCAGUUCGAGCUGUACAACAAUUCGAUCUCCGGGACCCUCCCCGCGGGGUUCGGAAGCCUCUCGGAGCUCGCCUUCUUUGACGCUUCGAUGAACAAUUUGCAAGGCAAUCUCUCGGAGCUCCGCUUCCUAACGAACUUAGUCUCGCUCCAGCUUUUCCAAAAUAACUUCUCCGGCGAGGUGCCCGCGGAGUUCGGGGAUUUUAAGUAUCUCGUGAACCUAUCGCUUUACACGAAUCAGCUUUCCGGGAGCCUGCCGGAGAAGCUGGGGAGCUGGGCGGAGUUCAAUUUCAUCGACGUGUCGACGAACAUGUUGACGGGCCCGAUCCCGCCGGACAUGUGCCGGAGGGGGACGAUGCUCAAGCUGCUGAUGCUGGAGAACAAUUUCACCGGCGGGAUACCGCCGAGCUACGCGAAUUGUCGACUGAGCAGCAAUUCGCUGUCCGGCGCGGUUCCCGCCGGAAUCUGGAGCCUGCCCCAAGUCAACAUCAUCGACCUCGCGGGCAACUGGUUCGAAGGCCCGAUCGGCGCGGGGGUCGGCGAGGCGAAGUCGCUCAACCAGCUAUUCCUCGCCGACAACCAGUUCUCCGGUGCGCUGCCGGCGGAGAUCGGUCAAGCCUCGUCGCUCGUUGCGAUCGACGUGUCGUACAACAAGCUCUCUGGAGAGAUCCCGGCGACAAUUGGGAAGCUGAAGGGCCUCAUCACGCUCAAUCUGCAGAGGAAUUCUAUCUCCGGCGCGAUCCCCGAAUCCGUCGGGUCGUGCACGUCGCUCACUGCGAUAAAUCUCGCCGGAAACAAUCUCUCCGGUCCAAUUCCCGGGAGCCUCCGCAAUCUUUCGAGCCUGAAUUCGCUGGACCUUUCCGAUAACCAAAUCUCGGGCGAGAUCCCGGGGAGUCUGUCUGCCUUAAAGCUCAGCUCGCUGAACCUUUCUGACAACCGCCUCGACGGGCCGGUCCCCGCGGCGCUCUCGAUCGCCGCCUACAGCUCGAGCUUCAUCGGGAACCCUGGCCUCUGUGCCGACAACAAGAACGUGCAAUUCCUCCCUCGGUGCGCUUCGUCCGGCGGCAGCCGAUCGCACGGCAAGCUCCGGACCGUCCUGGCAGUCCUCCUUGCCACAGCCGCCCUGCUGGUGGCGCUCCUCAUCUUCGUCGUGAAGCGGCGAUCCGCCGAUCACGCAGACGGCGACCGCCACCGGUUCGUCGCCAAGAAGGAUUCGUGGGACAUGAAAUCGUUCCGCAUUCUCAGUUUCGACGAGCAGGAGAUCAUAGACUCCGUCAGGCGAGAAAAUCUCAUCGGCAGGGGCGGCUCCGGGAACGUCUACCGCGCCGAAUUAUCCACCGGAAGAGUAGUCGCGGUGAAGCACAUACUGCACAGCCCCUGCAGCGCCUACGCAGAAGAGAACUACGGCGGCGCCACCGCGAUUUUGGGCGCUCCGCGGCGCAUGUCGUCGCUGCGGUGCCGCGAAUUCGAGGCCGAGGUCGGGACGCUGAGCUCGAUCCGGCACGUGAACGUCGUGAAGCUCUACUGCAGCAUCACCAGCGACGGCUCGAGCUUGCUCGUUUACGAGCACCUCCCGAACGGGAGCCUGUGGGAUCGGCUGCAUACGGCGGCCGGAGAGAAAUUGGGCACAAUAGAUUGGGACACAAGGUACGAGGUCGCGGUCGGCGCGGCGCGGGGAUUAGAAUACCUCCACCACGGCUGCGACCGCCCUAUCCUCCACCGCGACGUGAAAUCCAGCAAUAUACUACUUGACGAGUGCUUCAAGCCGCGGAUCGCCGACUUCGGCCUCGCGAAGAUCCUCCACUCUGCGCCGAAUCAGGAAUCCUCCACCAAUGUCAUCGCCGGCACCCACGGGUACAUUGCUCCCGAGUACGCGUACACCUGCAAGGUGAACGAGAAGAGCGACGUGUACAGCUUCGGAGUGGUGCUGAUGGAGUUAGUGACGGGGCGGAAGCCGAUCGAGGCGGAGUACGGGGAGAGCAAGGAUAUCGUGUAUUGGAUAUGCGAGAGCAUGGACAGUAGGGAGAAGGUGAUGGGCGCGGUGGAUAAGAGAAUAGCCGAGGGGUGGGCGAGGGAGGAGGCGGUGAAGGUGCUGAGAGUGGCGGUGCUGUGCACGGCGAGGCUCCCGACGAUGAGGCCGUCGAUGAGGACCGUCGUGCACAUGCUGGAGGAUGCCGGGAGCGGCCGGGCCUCCGAUGCUGCGCAUGCCAAGGACGACAAGUAGUAGAACAGCCCAGUAUGGUUGUUUAAUAGUUAUUAUUAUGGAUACGACAGGAGAGCGAUUGUAAAUACUAUCCGAGUAUUAGUAUUGUUUGUCGGAACCCUCUUGCGGAUUAGAUCUUCUUACGGGUGGGUAAAAUAAACUGCUCAGACCCACAUCAGUGACAGAGUUGCUGAAUCUAAACGGCGCUGUUCAACAUCUAUGAACUACUUGCAUCUGUGUGUUGGUGUAGAAA